AUCAACUAAAACAACUUCUCUCUCUAUAAUAUUGAUCAUUGAUAAUGGCAAAUACUGAUUUACAGAAGUUGGUGAAUCAAGUGGAGAUCAAAUCGGACGGUGAUGUAUUUCAUGAAAUAUUCAGGGAAAGGCCUCACCACAUCUCCACCAUGUCUCCUUCAUUGAUUCAAAACGUGGAUAUUCACGAUGGUCAUGAUUGGGGAACUGUUGGAUCUAUCAUCUACUGGAAUUACACUCAUGAUGGUAAGGAGAAGGUGGCAAAGGAGAUAAUAAGAGAAAUAAAUGAGGAGAAGAAAUUAGUGAAGUAUGAAGUUGUAGAUGGUGACAUAAAAGAACAUUACAAAACAUUUUUCAUCACUAUUCAUGUGGACACUGAAGGAGAGAACAAUCUUGUUACAUGGACCUUUGAAUAUGAGAAAUUGAAUGAGGAUGUAGAGGAUCCUACCUCCAUCAUGGAUUUCUGCAUUGCUGUGUCGAAGGAUAUCGAGACUCAUCAUCUCGUCGCCAAUUAAAUAUAUAAUUAAUAAGAAUCAAGUGGAGUGUAUGGCUAUGGUUCUGUCUUAUUGUGUGUGGUUAAAUCAUAAUUAUAUAUAAUAAGAAUCAAGUGGAGUGUAUGGCUAUGGUUCUGUCUUAUUGUGUGUGGUUAAAUCAUAAUUAUAUACAAAUAAGUUAUAAAUAAAUUGAAAAUGUGGUUUAUCUUGUUGUAAACAAUUAUGUUUGUAAUCAUUUUAUUGUGUAUUUUAUUGAUAAUAAAGGUUUUUAAAAUCUGAAAUCAUGUUAGAC
Messenger RNA from Impatiens glandulifera, 783 nucleotides. Its product is annotated as kirola-like. The record is from RefSeq and is a predicted model, not a curated record. Gene Ontology annotation, biological process: defense response. The transcript has 2 exons. NCBI's taxonomy places the organism in Eukaryota, Viridiplantae, Streptophyta, Magnoliopsida, Ericales, Balsaminaceae. Bases 45 to 512 code for a protein of 155 amino acids.